AUGAUGUCCACUAAGGUCAUUCAAGAACUGAAGGAGCUGCCCUUGAACACAGUCGAGGAUGCGCAGAAGUUUUUCUCCAUUGUAGAUGAUGUAAAAGAGCAAGGUGUCGCGCUUCCACCCAUUACCCAUAUGUUUUUUGCACGAGUUGACUCGGGCCUUCACUUCGAGCCAUACCACAUUCGCACAAUAUGUCGUGAUAAUCGUCCGAUGAACUACUACGUUGUGACAAAGGGUCACGUUAUUCACGUCGAUCGGCGCAAUGGGGAGUACAAGGUAGUCGCGACCUUGGAACAGUGGCUGUUAGAAGCAAAGUGCUUCAACAGAAUCUGUAAAAUUGCUUUUUUCAGAAAUUACAUUCGUCACAAAGCUCUCCUACGCCUCCUAGAGAGUGCGCGCCGCACAAAACUUGAGAGAAUUCGUGCCAUUCUCUCAAAACGACUUCUAUUGGCGACGCCGACGUUCCAAAAAGAUCUGAUUGCACUGAGGAGAAAAGCAUUUGAUUUUCAGUGGACCCCAGCCACAGAAGGCUUCAAAAAGGUCCUUUCUUUGCAAAUCAGCGGUGAAAAAGGCAAUAUUGCCGGGUUCUCAACCGACGAGUUUGUCGAAAUGCAGGAUGAUUACGGGAAAUUGCUCCAGCGGAAAUUUGCAUCUCUCCUGCUAGACAUUUUGAGUGUAGUCGUGGAGCGCGUGGAAAACGUCACACAGCUUCUCUCGACAAUGCGAGUAAUCGAAAAAUACCCAGGUGCUACCGGAUGCGUCAACAAAGACGUAACUGCAAAGGAGCUCCACAAGCGGCAAAUGGAGCAAAAGCGGCUGGUCGUAGAUUACGAAAAGCUUCCUUCUUAUAUUCGACUGGUACAUCAUUUUCAGCUCGAAAGCACGUUUCAGCAGGCAUGCUCUACUUUUUUCGACCUGGAAGGCGCAGUGCGAAGGCGAGCGGCAAUUCUGCGUUGGCGGUUUCGGGUGGAAUGCAUAGUCGAGGGCCGCAAGGAGCUUUCUCUGUUUCCGUCAAAAGAGCAUGUGACGAAAACGGCUGAAGCAGUCAUGGACAAAUGCAUCGAUUUGCUCUCCGGUGCACCGACGUGCGUCGGGUCUGAGGCUCUGAAGCCGUUUACCACUAUGAUUCAGACAGCCACUGUGCGCAGUGCGCUGCUCGGCGAUGCCCUCAUCUCCGUCUACAAAAAAGAAGUCCUCCAGUUCAUUGAGGCAGACUACGAUGAGGCAAAAAGCAAGCUGUCGUCCUACGAGCCGCUUGUGACCGUGUCGCAAUUUUUAGCCGAGUGGCAGGACGUGUCAAUGAACUGGGACAGCACUCUGUCGCAUGAAAAUUCGCUUUUGGUGUCCAUAACAGAGUCCGAAAUUCGUGGCUACGCAACCAGAGCUUACAAAGCACAAAGCGAAAUUAUGAAGCUGUCGAAUCGAACCUACGGAACAGUUGUCGUUGAAUGUGACAAGACACUGCAAAAGCUGGUUGCUCAGCUGAAAGGCGUCCUGGUCGACAUCGAAGCAGCCCUGGGGCAGCUUAUCAAGUUGAAUUUCCGUUACUUGAAGGCAGAGUGCGAUUUCUGGGUGGGAAAGCUCAGCCUUCCAGACAUAGCCCUCGCUCAAUUCAUCAAUUGGUAUUUAGGACUGCAAGAUUCGGGGUCCAUUUUCGAUGAAUUCUCCAACCAUGUGGUGGAUAUACAAAAUCUACAUCGAUUGCUAUGUGAGUUGCGCGAAAAAUCCAACGCAGGCGUUAUUAAUGAUGAGGUAGAUUACUCGUCCGUCUUGCGCGCUCCGUUCCAGUGCGCAGUAACCGAGGCUCGAAAAUACUACCUUUCGAAUUCUAGCAGGAUCAAGGAAAUGCUGCUUGCCGAGCACACCCGCAUCAUCGCGUCGGUCACAAGCACGACAAAGCGACUGGCGAGCGAGUACAGCAAUGAAAACGCAAACGAAAUUGGUGCGCCGGUUACGCAAAAGCUGGAGGAUGUUCGCGAUGAACUCGUGCAGGCAAAUAGUGAGGCAAGGCAGCUGGACAUGUAUGCACGAGUUUUAGAAAUGCAGACCUUCAACUGGUCGGAGAUCGCUGUGGCCGAGGACGAACUCCAAAAAUAUGUGGAGCUAUGGAAUGUGCACAAGGAAGCCACCGAUUUGCGGCACCGGCUUGAGGCAAAGACUGUCGAAGAAAUUGACGGUCAAGAGCUGAAGGACACAAUAGUUUCAUUGUUUCAGCGCGCAUUCAAGGCGCAAAAAAAUACCCCGGGCUGCACUGCCAAUUAUUUAGUAAAGUCGCUUGCGGUUGAAAAGGCGAAUGUGCCCAUGUACGUUGAACUGUGCAACCCGGCGUUGAAGGAAGCGCAUUGGUUACAGCUGUUUCAGCAUACGAGCAUACAACUCAUUCCCUCCGCAAAGCGCACGCUGCGUUCCUUGGAGGCGGCCGGUCUCAUGACAAACGAGCACUCAGCAGCUGUGCGUGAGGUUGUUUCCAGUGCCGUAGGCGUUUACGAGCUGGAGCAGCAGCUCAAGAAGCUGCAGGACUAUUGGGCAAACCACUUGUUUGUGGUUGUUCCCUACGGCGGGCGGUCCAACGCGUUCGUCGUGGACGCCGUUGACGCAACGCUGGAGGAGCUCGAAGAGCAGCAAAUCGUGGUGCAGACGUGUCUUACCUCCAAGUACCUUGCCCCUGUCCAGACGGAGAUGAAGGAGUGGGAAGCUAAGCUUAGUUUAAUUCACUCCGUUCUCAUGGAGUGGGUUGGAGUGCAGAAGGCAUGGAUGUAUUUGGAGUUUAUCUUCACGAGUGACGACAUUAAGCGCCAGCUCCCGGACGAGUCUCUUCUGUUCUCUUCCGCCGACCGCUUUUUCGGCUCACUGAUGAAGCGCUGCUCCGAAGACCCACAUAUGGCGCCGCUGUGCCUAGAGGGUAACGGCGACACCCUGAAGAAGCUGCAAAAGUGCACCUACCAGCUGGAGUGCAUUCAGAAGAAGAUCGAUGAAUACCUUGAGACGAAGCGUGUGGCAUUCCCGCGGUUUUACUUUCUCUCGAAUGACGAGCUGCUGUCGAUUUUGUCUGAUUCUCGCAACCCGCUGGCAGUGCAGCCGCACUUGCAGAAGUGUUUUGAUAACAUCAAGGCGCUGGUUUUCGCGGAUGACAAGACGAUUGUGGCCAUGCGGAGCUCUGAGGGUGAGGAAGUGCUGUUCACGCAUCCCGUCAAAGUGAUAGGCAACGUGGAGAGCUGGCUGAACGAUGUCGAGCGCGCGAUGCGGGCGACGCUGUUUGAUUGCCUGGCCGCGUGCCUGCGUGCGUACACGACAGAGCACCGAACAAAGUGGUUUUUCGAGCACCCGGCGCAGUGUGUGACGACAGUGGACCAAAUCAUGUGGACCAGGGAGGUGGAAGAAGUCAUCACGGCGACCGGCAGCGGGGAUUCUUCUGCGUGGUCGUCGUAUCAGGACCGCUUUGGCGAGCAGCUUCUCCAGACGGUGGAGCUCGUGAAGCUUUCUCUGACUGCGUUGCAGCGCACCGUAGUAUCCAACCUUAUAGUGGUUGAUGUGCACUGCCGGGACGUUUGCGCGGAGCUGGCAGCUGACUCCGCUAGCGCGGCGCCACAUCCGUGCAGCUCACUGCUCGAUUUCGGGUGGCAGAAGCAGCUGCGUUUCUACUACGGCCCACCGACUAGCGCGCAUGGGUCCGGCGGUGUUGCAGAGAUGGCCGACUGCUUUGUUCGGCACGGCGCGGCGGAGCUCCCCUACGGCUACGAGUACCUUGGCAACCAACCGCGCCUCGUCAUCACUCCUCUCACAGAGCGCGCCUUCUUGACGUGCACGGCGGCGUUACACAUGCAGAAGGGAGCUGCGCCGCAGGGCCCGGCCGGGACCGGCAAGACGGAGUCGGUCAAGGAUUUGGGCAAGGCUCUUGCUCGAACCGUUGUUGUGUUCAACUGCUCCGACGGUCUUGACUACCGCAUGAUGAGCCAAAUGUUCGCAGGGCUGGCGCAGGCCGGCGCGUGGGCGUGCUUUGACGAAUUCAACCGUAUUGAGCUGGAAGUGCUCUCCGUGGUGGCUCAGCAGAUGCUCGACAUCACCACUGCCAUCACGCAGAGGCAGACGUUUAUGAAGUUCGAGGGCCAUCACAUCAAGCUGCACACCAACUUUGGCGUCUUCAUCACCAUGAACCCCGGCUACGCCGGGCGCACGGAGCUGCCCGACAACCUCAAGGCUCUCUUUCGACCCGUGUGCAUGAUGAUUCCAAACUACGCCCUCAUUGCCGAAAUUAUGUUCUACGCCGAAGGCUACGGCAAGGCGCAGUCACUCGCGGCCAAAAUGAUUCGGCUUUACUCGUUGGCGUCGCAACAGCUGUCGAAGCAGGAUCACUACGACUUUGGCAUGCGCGCUGUCAAGAGCAUUCUCGUCCUUGCCGGGCGACUGAAGCGCGCUGACCCGGAUUCGGAUGAAGAGCUGCUGCUCGUGCGUGCCAUUCGCGAGGCGAACCUGCCCAAAUUCCUCGUGGACGAUCGUCACCUCUUCAUGGCGCUGCUGCACGACUUCUUUCCUACCAUCGUGGAGGUGGCCCCGGCAUCGGUCAGUGAGGUUAUUCUCAGCGAGGCGAAAUGCUUCUUGACAGAGGAGCUUGUGCACACGUCUCUGUCCAGCCCUGAGGCUCAGAUGCGGCUGCAGCCCACGGAGGGGUUGCUUUUCAAAACGCAGCAGCUGUUCGACACGCUCAUGACUCGUCAUGGAUUGAUGCUGGUGGGCCACACCAUGACGGGCAAGACGACGGUACGCGACACACUUGCGUCGGUGUUGACGCGCCUUGGGCGGGUGCUGGACACGACCCCUGUCCCGGGAGCCGCGGGUGGCGAUAGCGGCAACGGCAACCCAGGUGCCAAAGGCGGGCUGGCCGGGACGCGGAGGCACACCCUUGCCGCUUCCAUGCGUGCGCUCGAUGCGCGGUGUCAGUCGUACUUCACCACCACCCACGCCACGGUCUGCAACCCGAAGGCAAUUUCGAUGACGGAGCUAUACGGCGACGUGAAUCCCCUCACCCGCGAGUGGCAGGACGGCGUCUUCUCUGCCAUCGUGCGCGAUCUGGUCAAGCAGAGCGCAGCGCAGCACGGGCGCGCGGCGACGCGGCACUGGGUCAUCUUCGAUGGCCCGGUGGACGCCGUGUGGGUUGAGAACCUCAACACCGUGCUCGACGACAGCAAGAUGCUCUGCCUCGUGAACGGUGAGCGUAUUCGCAUCCCUGACACCAUCUCGCUCCUUUUCGAGGUGCAGGACUUGCGUGUCGCGUCACCUGCUACAGUGUCGCGCUGCGGCAUGGUCUACGUGGACGAGGAGUGCGUUGACGGUGGAUGGUCGCCGCUGCUGCACAGCCUUUCCCAGGCAGCCGCUCAGGAGCUGAGGGCGCAAUGGCACCACGACCGCUUCCUGCAGCUUUGCGGGUCUCUCGUGCCGCCCCUGCUGCAGGUCGUUCGAGAGGAGUGCACGGAGUACAUCGCCACUUGCAACGCGCAGCUGACGCUGAACCUCUUCUACUUGAUGAAGGCAGCUGUGCAGCACCUCCAGGGCGUGAUCGACGAGGAUCGGCAAGAGCAGCAAAAACAGCUGCGCGAUGACGCGGCCGCGCUCGUGCUCGACUCCGGUGUGUCGCGGCCGUCCAUCGACUCCACAUUCCGGCGCUUUUCUCGCCGCCGCAGCUCGCGUGUCACGCGCACUGCCGUCCUCGUGCGCGGAGAUGCCAUCUUCGACGCGCUGUUUUUGCAAAGCUGUGCCUGGGGUCUUGGCGGAAACCUGACGGAGACCACGCGCGCACGCUUCGCAGCAGCGAUGCUGCCGCUGGUCCGCAAAGGGGCGCUCAACUUCCCCGCGGACGCUGAGGCCGAGGGAUGUGGUGUGUUCGACUAUGGCGUUGACUACGAGAUCGGCGACUGGCGGCGGUGGUCAGAGAUGGUGCCGGAGUUCCACUACAACGCCAGCGUCCCCUACUUCGAUCUCCUCGUGCCGACGGAGCAAACGGCCGCGCUGCAGUAUCUCUUGCGCAGCGCCACAACCACCCAUCAUCACAUGCUGCUGAACGGCUUGACGGGCACCGGCAAGUCGUCCACGGUGAACAGCUUCCUGUUGCAGACUCUGCACACCGAGGACGCCGCGAGCUCGACGGCGGCCUUCCGCUUCACGCUGUCUGCCCAGACCUCCGCGCAGGCGCUGCAGAACACAAUUGAGAUGAAGCUGACGCGGCGCAAAGGCGACCGCGAGUUUGGCGCUCCGUCCGGCAAGACCAUGAUGAUCGCCGUCAUCGACGACUGCAAUGUGCCGCAGCUGGAGGAGUACGGGGCGGCGCCGCCUGUGGAGUUGCUGCGGCAGAUGAUUACGCAGGGCGGCUUCUACGAUCGCAAGCGGCUCUUCUUCAAGGAGGUGGUACAGACGAUGCUGAUAGCUUGCUGUGGCGAGCCAGGCGGCGGCAAGAACGAGAUGACACCCCGCUUCACAUCGAAGCUGCUCUGCUUCUGCGCCCCACAGCUAACGGAAACGUCGAUGAGGUCCAUCUUCUCCGCCAUCUUGAAGGGCUUCUUCUACGCGCGCGGCUUUGCGACCGAGGUGGCCGCGCUGGCGGACGCCGUAGUCGACAGCACCCUGGAGGCGUAUCGCCGCAUCGCGGUGGAGUGUUUGCCCACCCCAGACAAGACACACUGCACUUUCAACUUGCGCGACGUCAGCAAGGUGUUUCAGGGCAUUCUACAGAUCAAGCCCGCUCACUGCGCAUCCCCCCAGGCCCUCAUCGACCUCUGGAGCCACGAGGCGUCUCGUGUCUUCCACGAUCGCCUGAUCGACGACACCGAUCGCGGCUGGUGGUGGCGCUGCUGUGCCGAGGUGAUCGAGAAGCACUUCUGCGGUGAUGUCACGGCCGCAAACGCAGACGCGGCCGACACAGAUGCUGCCCAGCCCGUGCCAUCUCCACUGCCCGCCCCAGAUCCUGCACAGCUCGCGACCAUCUUCUACGGUGCGUGGGUCAACCGUGAUUACCAGCGCAUUGGCCAAGACACGUCGCUGCAGGUGGUGGCGCAGCAGCACUUGGCCGAAUACAACACGCAGAGCACCACACCCAUGAAUUUGGUCUUCUUCGACCAAGCGGUGCAGCACUUGUCACGCAUCUGCCGCAUUGUGAGCCAGCCGCGCGGCCAUGCGCUGCUCGUCGGCGUCGGCGGAAGCGGCCGCUCAUCGCUCUGCCGCCUCGCCGCCUUUAUGAUGAACAUGGACGUGCAAACAGUCCACAUCGCACGCAACUACGGCAUCGAGGAGUUCCGAGACGAGGUGCGGAAGGUGCUGCUCGAUAGCGGCGCACGGGGCAAGGAAGUGGUUUUUGUCAUCUCGGACUCGCAGCUAGUGCACAGCGAGAUGCUGGAGGACAUCAACAACCUUCUUAACACUGGCGAGGUGCCGGGGAUGAUGGGACUGGAGGACAUGGAGACGGUUGUGCGGUGCUGCCGCGAGGCGUCGCUCGCCUCCGGUCGCCCCGACACGCGCGCCAGUGUGUACGAGUACUUCGUCUCACAGAGUCGCGAGCGGUUCCACCUGUGCCUGUGCAUGUCCCCGAUGAGUGGCGUCUUCCGCGAUCGGUUGCGCAUGUUUCCUGCGCUGGUGAACUGCACUACGAUCGACUGGUUCUCGGAGUGGCCGCAAGAGGCACUCCGCGCCGUGGCGCAGUCGACGCUCUCGAGUGCUGCUCGAGAUGGCGCCGCGGGGCCCGGCACAGACCAGCUGAGCGCUCUCAUGGUCUUGCUGCAGUCCACCGUCAAGGAUGCGGCGGAGCGACUGUACGCGCAGCAUCGGCGGCGCACUCACGUGACCCCGACCAGCUACUUGGCCGUGCUCACGCUGUACAACACGAUGGGCCGGCGACUGCGGCGCGAUCUGCAGGCCAGCGCCAACCGCUACCGUAACGGACUGAAGAAACUCGACACGGCGAAGUCGACGAUUGCGCAGCUGCAGCAGCAGAUCCGCGAGAUGCAGCCUGGACUGGCAGCUGCGGCGAAGCAGGUGGAGGAGCAGAAGCAGACACUAGCUGUGGAGCAGCUCGAGGCGAAUCAGAUGAAGGAGGCGCAGUCCAAGGAGGAGGCGACGGCGCUGCAGCUCAUGAAUGAGGCGGAGUCGAUCCGCCGUGAAUGCGAGGAGGGGCUGCAGCAGGCGUUACCGGCUCUCGAGGCGGCCAAGCAGGCACUUGAGACGCUGAGCGCGAAGGACAUUCAAGAAAUCAAAACCUUCACGACGCCGCCGAGCAACGUGGAGAAGACGAUGAAUGCCGUGCUUGUGCUGCUGGGCGAGAAGGAUGGCUGGGCGAGCGCCAAGGCAUGCCUCGGAAAGCUCGACUUCAUCUCUCGAUUGACAGGAUACCCACGUGACUCUAUCACCCCCGCAUGCAUUCGCAAGCUCGCUGUAUUCGUGCAGGAUCCUGACUUCGUGCCGGACAUCAUCGAGAAGACGUCGCUGCCGUGCCGAUCCAUGUGCAUGUGGGUGCAUGCCAUGUAUAAGUACUACUUUGUCGCCAAGGAGAUUGCGCCGAAGCGUGCGCGGCUGGCAGGGGCAGAGGAGAAGGUGGAGGUGGCACGCAAGGAGCUGCAGGCGAAGCAGGUGGCUUUGCAGAAGGUGCUCGACCACAUUAGCGACCUACAGGCUGCGGCUGCUGCGGCGCAGGAGAAGGCAGAUCACUUCCAGCGACAGAUCGAAACCGCCAUGGCGCGACUCGUGCGCGCCGAUCAGCUCAUCUCCGGACUCGCCUCCGAGCGUGUGCGUUGGAAGGAGGCGCUGGCGAAACUGGAGACGCAGCUGGGCUGCGUGGAGGGGACUGCGGCGCUGGCCGCCGGCUGCGUGGGCUACCUCGGCCCUUUUCCGCUGGACUACCGAGAGGUGCUGGUGGAGCGGUGGCGCUCGGAGUGCACGGCGCUGCACAUCCCCUUCGACGCCACCUAUUCCCUCGAGGGCUUUGAGACGGAGGCGACGGUGCAGCAGUGGGCACUACAGUCCCUGCCGCGUGACACGUACUCCAUUCAGAACGCUACGAUCCUACACAGGACGACGCAGUGCUGCUACAUGAUCGAUCCGCAGGGGCAGGCGAAUGCAUUCGUGCGAAAGUUGGAGCGCAGUCGCUCAAGCGGCGCUGCAGGCCUGCUGCAGCUGAAGCUGAACAGUCCGAACUUUAUGCGGCAGAUAGAAAACGCCGUGCAGAAGGGACAGGCGGUGCUUCUGGAAGAUGUUGGUGAGACACUCGACGCAGCACUGGAUCCGAUUCUGCUGAAGCAAGUGCGCCGCGUGGCUGGUCGCGAUGUCGUCACACUUGGCGACCGCGAGGUCACCUACGACGACCGUUUCCAUCUGUACAUCACGACGAAGCUCGCGAACCCCGUGCUGACGCCGGAGCUGCAGGUGAAGCUGACGGUGAUCGACUUCACGGUGACGCGGGAGGGGCUGGAGGAGCAGCUGCUCGCCGACAUUGUCGGCUCAGAGCGGGCGUCGCUGCAGCAGCGCGGUGACCGCUGCGUCAUCUCGAUCGCGGCGAAUCGCGAGGAGAUUGCAGCCCUCGAGGCGCAGGUGCUGCAGCAGCUGAGCGACGCCACCGGUGACGUCCUGGACAAUGCCGAGCUGAUUCAGGCGCUGCAGACCUCGAAGGUGACGUCCGAGAAGAUCGGCGUCGAGCUGGCCGCGGUAGAAGAGACGAACAAGACGAUCAAUGCCACCCGUGACGUGUACCGCCCGCUGGCGGUGCGCGGCUCUCUGCUGUACGGCGCGAUUACGCAGAUGGCCAAGGUGGACCCCAUGUACGACUACUCGCUGCCCUUCUUCAAGAACCUGGUCGUCUCCGUCUUGGCCAGCACGCGGCGCCAGCGACCGCAAUUGCAGCAGCCGCAUCGCCCGUCCUCGAUCCCCGCCUCGUCCAUGAUGCUCGGCAACGGCAGCCUGCAUGAAAGAGAGGCGCAGAACUGCCACGUGAGCCUUGCGCCGACAGACAGCAGCCAUGGCCUGCCUGGCGCGAGUGCUGAGGAGGAAGAAGAGGCUGCUGCGGCGAUGUCUGAGGCCGAGGUGGAGGCGCGCGUCGUGAUGCUCGUAGAAGAGGUGACGUGGAUGAGCUACCGCGUUCUGUGCCGCGGUCUCUUCGGCCCCCACAAGCUGCUCUUCAGCUUCGUGCUAGCAACGACGCUUCUACGCAGCACGGGCCAGAUUACAAAGGAGGAAUGGGAGUUGUUUCUCUGCGGCGGGGCGGGACGGGCGCUGCCGCCGGCCUUUGCUGCCGCCGGCGGAGAGGGCAGCGACGGUGCGACGGUGCAGCGCCCUGGGUACGUGUCAAGUGGAACCUGGGUCGACUUUGGCGCCAUUUGCGGCCUUGAGGCUUUUGCUGAGGUGUAUGAGAGCUUCAUCGCAUCCUUGGCGGACACUUCCGACCUCGGCGACGCGGAUCUUUCUGGUGACAGACCACUGCCGUGGACGGCGUGGUUUACCGAGACCUACGGCGCGGAGGUGCUCACUCGUCUGCCGGCGUCUUUGGCUCACCUGUCGUUGUGGCACCGCGUGCUGGCUGUGAAGAUCCUUCGGCCGAACAAGUUCCACUACAUGGCGGCUCAGCUCGUUGCGGACACGCUGGGGCAGCGCUACACCAUCGCUCCUCCCUUUGACCUCGAGGAGGCCUUCCUGGACAGCACCAAAAUGACGCCGAUCAUCUUCAUUCUUUCACCCGGCGCGGACCCGACAUCGCUGUUCCUCAGCUUCGCAGAGGAGCGCGGGUUUUCCGGACGCAAGCACAUGCUCUCUCUCGGGCAAGAUCAAGAUGUGCGUGCCACACAGAUGAUCCGGGAGGGGCAGCGCGAGGGCGCCUGGGUGUACCUGCAGAACUGCCAUGUGUACGCAUCAUGGAUGCCGCAGCUGCAGGCGCUCGUCGAGAGCAUGAACCCGAGCGAAAUACACGCCGACUUCCGACUCUGGCUGACCAGCAACCCAUCACCGAGCUUCCCUCCACUGGUGCUUCAGGCAGGCCUGAAGCUCACACAGGAGCCGCCGAUGGGGCUACGGGGAAAGGUACUGAGCACGUUGCGGAGUACCGUGGUGGCGGAUGUUUGGGCCGCCACUGCUUCUGCCGCGGACGUCGGGAACGCCGACUCCAACGACGCCUCCGUCUCUGCGUCGUCGCCGGCCGUCUUGCGAGGCGGGCAUCCCUCCAUCGAGUUGCAGCGACUUGUCUGGACACUCGCGUUCUACCACGGCACUGUGAUGGAGCGACGACGCUAUCGCCCGCUCGGGUGGAAUAUCUCCUAUGACUGGGGCAUGGCUGACUUCGAGGCAGGGCUGGCGACGCUGCAGACGGCUCUUGAUCGCUGCAAAGACGGCGGCGCAGGUCUGCCGACCGAGGAGUUGUGCUACAUGCUCGGCACGAUUGACUUCGGCGGACGUGUGACGGACGAGUGGGAUACGCUGUGUCUGCAGGUACUGACGCGCCGCUUCUUCGACACGGAUGCUCCAGGCACGACGUUGCAGCAGAAAUCACCGCAAGACGCCAUCACGCCACCUCCGUUCCCCAAGGAUGGUGUUAGUUAUGCAGCGCUGCUGCAACUCGCCGAGGCGGCCUUCACCGUUGGCCGGGAAAGUCGAAAAGACGGCGAUGGGGAGGAUGAGAGCGGGGAGAGUCCUGCGCGCUUCGGCUUGCAUGACAACGCUACUCUGUCGGUGGAGCAGCAGCUCUCGUUGGGACUUGUCGACGCGCUUGUCUUAAUGAACGCCAGCGGAGCUGUGACCGGCGCGACUAGCGCGCAACGUCGGAGCGCCAGCGGAGACCACGGCGAGGAGGACGCCAAGGCAAGCGGCGACGAGGCGAUGGAGAACCCUGUCGCUGCCGUGGCCCGAAAUUUGCUGGCGCAGCUGCCCCCUCUGCUGCCUCGCCAAGAGGCAGUGCUGGGCAGCAUGACCUCGCCCAACCACAGCACCACCACCACGACCGCGGUUAGCGCGGUGGCAGACCCGGCGCCGUUGCAGACCUUGCUUUCCCACGAGACAGACCUGUACAAUUGCCUUCUGUCCACGAUGCAGAGCUCGCUGGCAGAGCUGAUUCGCGCCCUCAAGGGUGAGGUGGUCGUAACGUCGCGGCUGGAGUUGAUGAUGCAGCGGCUGGCCUUCAAUCAAGUGCCGGAGGUGUGGGCACAGGUUGGCUAUCUUACCCUCAAGCCGCUCGGCUCCUUCAUGGAGGAUCUCCUGCGUCGCGUACACUUCAUGCGGCGCUGGGGAGAGGCUGGGCCACCACCGAGCUUCUGGCUCUCCGGCGUCUUCUUUCCUCAAGGCUUCGUCACUGCGUUGUUGCAAGCGCGGAGCCGUGCGCUGCAGGUGCCCAUAGACUCCCUGCAGCUGCGCUUCCGCGCUCUGGCGCCGAGUGAGGCGGCCGAGGUGUCGGCUCUGACGGCUUCGCACGAAGCGGGUACCGGCAGCAAGGCGCCGACCUUGGUCGGCGCCUACGUGAAUGGCCUCUACCUCGAGGGCUGUGGCUGGGAUGCAGCACGCGGUGGGCUCGUGGAGGCCGCGCCCGGUGCCCUCACUGUGGAGCUGCCCAUUAUCCACUUCGAACCUGUCAUGGGGUCGGAGUCGGUCGCCAAGGGCCCCAGCGCGUCCGCAGCGGAAGCCGCUGCCGCAUACGUGUGCCCCCUCUACAAGGUGCGCACACGCGCCGGCACCUUGUCGACGACCGGCGUCUCCACCAACUACGUGACCAGCUUGACGUUGCCGUCGCUCGACGGCGUUCCAGGCGACCACUGGACAUUGCGCGGCGUGGCCGCUCUCUGCGCAUUGGAUAAUUAA
Molecule: messenger RNA, 12807 nt
Organism: Leishmania major strain Friedlin
Lineage: Eukaryota; Euglenozoa; Kinetoplastea; Trypanosomatida; Trypanosomatidae
Product: putative dynein heavy chain
Exons: 1
Coding region: 1-12807 (4268 amino acids)
Biological process (GO): microtubule-based movement
Cellular component (GO): dynein complex
Molecular function (GO): ATP binding; minus-end-directed microtubule motor activity; dynein light intermediate chain binding
Source: RefSeq, a predicted model, not a curated record